AUCGGAAAUAUUUUUGCUUCUUGUAGAAAAUAAAAAUCUUCUUCUGGUGAGCUGCGGCCUUUGUGUGGCCUCGCGUUCCUCGUUAUCUCUUCUUCUUCGUCUCACUUCUCUCUCUACACCCAUUCUCUCUCUCUCUCAAGCUCUCCACUCGAAUCCCUGUUAGCUUCUUCGUUUUCGUCGUCGAUCGACCUUUUGAUUCGAAUCUGUUGUUGAGGUUCUUAAAUUCUUCGUCUCAAUCGAUGAAUCGGUGAGGAAUUCGCGGUUUCUCGCUUCGGAUUGAUCGGGAGAGAGGUAUCAAACUGAUCGAACCCUCGCGUUUCGAUGAGAUUUUUCGUUACGCGAAUCGAGGCGGGAGAUGGCUUCUUCCCCGUCGAUAUCAGUGUUUGUGGAGUCCGUGAAUCGGUGCAAGCUUCCUAAAGGGGAAGGAAGCGGGGGGCGCUACGAAUGCAGUGUGCUAUCGUGCGCUUGGAAGGCACCGAGGGCUCUCACAGGCUCCCUCGCGAGCACCGCUCACUGUUCCUCGCACCACCAUGACAGCCCCGCCAGGGGGCGGCGGAGUUGGCGGCGGAGCUCGUUGUCGCAGGGGUUCCCGGUUGCAUGGGGAACCGAAGAGCUCAACAAUAGAAAGUUGAGCCAUAGAGAAACUGCUGAUGUUCUGUCUCGAAGGGUCACGUUUAUCUCUGACAAAACAUGGACACUCUGUUGCUCUUCUUCAUACUCAGAACCCUUUGAUACCGUUUCUCCGGAAUCAUUAUGGGAGUAUCUGAAACCAGCCAUCUCUUAUCUUGCACCAGAGGAGUUGAAACUAGUUAAUGAUGCUUUAAAGCUGGCAUUUGAAGCCCAUAAUGGUCAAAAACGGCGUAGCGGAGAACCCUUUAUAAUUCAUCCUGUUGAAGUUGCCCGCAUUCUUGCAGAACAUGAACUUGAUUGGGAAUCAAUUGCUGCUGGUUUGUUACAUGACACUGUUGAAGAUACUGAUAAGGUUACAUUUGAAAGAAUAGAAAGGGAGUUUGGUGCAACUGUUCGUCGUAUUGUUGAGGGAGAGACGAAGGUGUCGAAGUUGGGAAAGCUUCAGUGCAAGAAUGCUAACAAUUCAGUACAAGAUGUGAAGGCUGAUGAUCUAAGACAAAUGUUUCUUGCCAUGACGGAGGAGGUUCGCGUUAUUAUUGUCAAAUUGGCUGACAGAUUACAUAAUAUGCGUACUCUGUCACAUAUGCCUCACCACAAACAGUCAAGCAUUGCAAAGGAAACACAACAGGUCUUUGCACCUUUAGCGAAGCUUAUUGGAAUGUACCAAAUAAAGUCAGAACUGGAAUACCUGUCUUUCAUGUAUACAAAUCCUAGUGAUUUUGCUGAGCUCAAGAAAAGAGUUGAAGAUCUUUACAGAGAUCAUGAGAAAGAACUAGAAGAGGCAAAGAAUAUUUUGAGGCAAAGAAUUAAGGAGGAUCAGUUUCUGGAUCUUGUGACAGUGGAAACAGAAGUGCACUCUGUUUGUAAGGAACUGUACAGCAUUUAUAAAGCUGUGUUGAAAUCCAAAAGCUCAAUAAAUGAAGUUAACCAAAUUGCUCAGCUUCGCAUUAUUAUAAAGCCAAAAACCAGUGCUGGAGUUGGGCCUUUGUGUAAUGCACAUCAGAUCUGCUAUCACGUCCUUGGACUUGUUCAUAGUAUUUGGACUCCCAUUCCUCGAGCUAUGAAAGAUUAUAUUGCGACUCCAAAACCGAACGGCUAUCAAAGCCUUCAUACAACAGUGAUACCUUUUCUCUAUGAGACCAUGUUUCGCUUGGAAGUUCAGAUUAGAACAGAAGAUAUGAAUUUAAUAGCUGAAAGAGGCAUUGCAGCUCAUUACAGUGGAAGAGGAGUAUUUUCUGGUAAUGCGGGACAUGGAUUGUCAAAUGGGAGAAAUUCUAAAGGAAAGACAAUAUGUUUAAACAACAGUGACAUUGCUCUUAGGAUUGGCUGGCUCAAUGCAAUCCGAGAAUGGCAAGAGGAGUUUGUUGGGAACAUGAGUUCAAGGGAAUUUGUAGAUACAAUCAUGCGAGAUCUGUUAGGGAGCCGUGUCUUUGUGUUUACACCAAAAGGAGAGAUAAAAAAUCUACCUAAGGGAGCUACAGUUAUCGAUUAUGCUUAUCUGAUUCACACUGAAAUUGGAAACAAAAUGGUUGCGGCAAAAGUCAAUGGUAAUCUUGUCUCGCCGAUGCAUGUGCUAGCAAAUGCUGAAGUCGUAGAGAUCAUCACAUAUAAUGCAUUGUCAGGUAAAUCUGCUUUCCAGAAGCAUCAGCAGUGGUUGCAGCAUGCCAAAACCCGCAGCGCCAGGCACAAAAUCAUGAAAUUCUUGAGAGACCAAGCUGCACUUUCUGCUACGGAAAUAACUGCUGAUACAGUAAAUAAUUUCGUCGCCGAUCUUGAGGAUGAGAGUGACGGUGAGCAGAUGCUUCCCUUUAUGCCCAAGAAGGAAAGAAAACCCAUAUGGGAGAAAAGACUGUAUGUAGAAAAGCUUUCUUUUACAGAAAUGAAUCAUGAAGAUCUCGUGCAUGUCAAGAGUACUUUCAACACCCCGAAGAUUAAUGGGAAACACAAUAAGAGCAUACAAAAAGCGAGUCUAAAGGUUAACGGGAAUUCGGCUAUCCGGGGUGACGCGUUUGCCGAGUUCAUACACACCAACAUUCCUAUGUAUAAGGAGGUUUUACCCGGUUUAGAAAGCUGGAAAGCUGGUAAAAUUGCUGCAUGGCAUAACGUGGAGGGAAGUUCUGUUCAGUGGUUUUGUGUCGUAUGUAUUGAUCGGCGAGGUAUGAUGGCUGAGGUUACAUCAGCGUUAACGGCUUGUGGGAUUACAGUAUGUUCCUGUGUGGCAGAGAUUGACAGAAGAAAAGGAAUUGGUGUAAUGCUGUUUCACUUUCAGGGAACUUACGAUAAUUUGAUAAGUGCAUGCACAAGUGUGGACGUUGUCCUUGGCGUUCUUGGUUGGUCGUCUGGUUGUAGCUGGUCGAGUCCCUUGGAUGAUCAUAAUUUGCUCGAAUGUUAGGGGGUGAAACUGAAAAGUUCCGCCAAGCCAUGCAUCGGGCACUGCAGGGACAAACAGCAAUAGCGAUGAUAAUAGUUGUAAGUACUAAAUUUUGUACCUGAGGAAGUAGAGUUAUUAAUUUUAAAGUGUAGGAGAGUUCUCAAUUUGUUUGUUGAAGCUCUUAAAAUAAACCAGCAGCAGCUAAUUGAGCUAGUUGUGGAGAGAGGAGAGUGUACAUAGGUAAAGAGUAAAUAGGGUACUCGCGAAUAAUACAGAAGAAGCCAAUAUCGAUGUUAAUGUUGUGGGCGUAUUUCUUUUGAUUGGGUAGAAUUGGCUUUGUAGAAUAUAUUUUGCUACGCCUAGUUAUGAGUUACUAAUUUGUUUUGUACUGCGAAGAAUUUUUCUUUCUCCUUCUA
Molecule: messenger RNA, 3417 nt
Organism: Ananas comosus (pineapple)
Lineage: Eukaryota; Viridiplantae; Streptophyta; Magnoliopsida; Poales; Bromeliaceae
Product: putative GTP diphosphokinase RSH1, chloroplastic
Exons: 24
Coding region: 356-3022 (888 amino acids)
Biological process (GO): guanosine tetraphosphate metabolic process
Source: RefSeq, a predicted model, not a curated record